UAACCCAUUACUUACCAAAGCUGAAAUAUUCCCAUUAUUAAUUCAAAACACGGUGCCCCUUUACUCGAACGUUUCAAAAAUUCAUCAUCAUCGCAGUUGAGCAAGAGAAAUAGCAAUGGCGGAAAGUACGGAAAAAGGAAUCUCUUUUUUUUCCCCUUACAAGAUGGGCAAGUUCAACCUCUCUCACAGGGUGGUGCUUGCUCCUAUGACUAGAUGCAGAGCUUUGAAUGGAAUUCCAGGGCCUGCUUUGGCAACGUAUUAUGCUCAGAGAUCAACACCUGGCGGCUUUCUCAUCACCGAGGGGACUUUAGUUUCUCCGACCGCCCCCGGGUUUCCCCACGUCCCUGGAAUUUACAAUGAAGAACAAGUGGAGGCGUGGAAGACCGUGGUGGAUGCGGCGCAUGCUAAGGGCGCCAUUAUUUUCUGCCAACUGUGGCACGUCGGCCGUGCAUCUCACCAAGUUUAUCAGCCUGGUGGAGCUGCUCCAAUUUCAUCAACCGCCGUUCCCAUAUCAGAGAAAUGGAGAAUUCUAAUGCCAGAUGGCUCCUAUGCCAAAUACCCAAAGCCUCGAGCUCUGCAAACUUAUGAAAUAGCAGCGGUGGUGGAAGAUUAUCGCCGGGCAGCAUUGAACGCUAUUCGAGCAGGUUUUGAUGGAAUUGAGAUCCAUGGAGCACAUGGAUACUUGAUUGACCAAUUUCUGAAGGACGGCAUCAAUAACAGAACUGACGAGUAUGGUAAAUCACUUGCAAAUCGAUGCAGAUUCCUAAUGGAGGUGGUUCAAGCAGUGACUGCAGCUAUCGGUGCAGAUCUAGUCGGAGUAAGAAUUUCACCUGCAAUUGAUCACCUUGAUGCCACAGACUCCGAUCCACUGAAUCUAGGAUUGGCAGUCAUUGAGCGACUCAACAAGCUCCAAGCAGAUAUUGGUGAAAAGCUAGCUUAUCUCCACAUAACACAGCCUCGGUACACUUCAUCCGGACAAACUGUAUCCAGGAAAGCUGUCACUGAAGACGAAGAUGCCCAGCUGUUGAGGACUUGGAGAAGGAGUUACGAAGGAAGUUUCAUGUCUAGCGGUGGGUUUACAAGGGAGCUAGGGCUGCAAGCUGUAGCUCAAGGUGAUGCUGAUACGGUGGCGUAUGGUCGUCUUUUUAUCUCAAAUCCGGACUUGGUUCAUAGAUUCAAGGUGAAUGCACCGUUGAAUAAGUACAUCAGGAAGACAUUUUACACACACGAUCCUGUUGUUGGCUACACAGACUACCCUUUCCUCAACAAAGAAUCUGGAAGCCAGGAUCCGCACUCACGCCUUUGAGAUAAGUCUUGAUUAAGAUAAUUUAAUUUUAAUCUUAAUGAAAUAAAAUUAGAAAAGCCAAAAAAGUUGGUGCUUAUUGAAUGUUAAGUUGUCUUGAUUAAUGUCAGUUUUAUGUCUAUUAUAUUUCUAUCAAAUUUACAUAGUUUUAUUUUUAUCAAAAUCUUUAUGUUAUAUGUUUUUAUCUGGGCCACAUGAUAUUGGUGGUAAAAAUAAAUUAGAUGUACAAUCUUGCACAAGUAAUAAAAAUUAAGUGGUUGGACUGUUUGAUUAGAA
Molecule: messenger RNA, 1579 nt
Organism: Mangifera indica (mango)
Lineage: Eukaryota; Viridiplantae; Streptophyta; Magnoliopsida; Sapindales; Anacardiaceae
Product: 12-oxophytodienoate reductase 3
Exons: 5
Coding region: 116-1306 (396 amino acids)
Biological process (GO): oxylipin biosynthetic process; jasmonic acid biosynthetic process
Cellular component (GO): peroxisome
Molecular function (GO): FMN binding; oxidoreductase activity
Source: RefSeq, a predicted model, not a curated record